Juglans regia (Persian walnut) is the source of this 1681-nucleotide messenger RNA. Its product is annotated as probable indole-3-pyruvate monooxygenase YUCCA4. The record is from RefSeq and is a predicted model, not a curated record. NCBI's taxonomy places the organism in Eukaryota, Viridiplantae, Streptophyta, Magnoliopsida, Fagales, Juglandaceae. Gene Ontology annotation, cellular component: endoplasmic reticulum membrane. The coding region runs from base 274 to 1509 and encodes 411 amino acids. Gene Ontology annotation, molecular function: flavin adenine dinucleotide binding; NADP binding; N,N-dimethylaniline monooxygenase activity. Gene Ontology annotation, biological process: auxin biosynthetic process. The transcript has 4 exons.
UUUUUUAUAUAUAUAUACGUGCACUUAAAAGCCUCAGUCCACACCCCCUGAUUCUCUUCUCAUUGACUCUUCUCCCAGAGUCGUUCGCAAUUUGUUUACUUCACCUCUCUCCUCCUCUCUUUAAAUUUCCCAAUUCAUCCCGCAGUAUAUUCUCAGGCUUUAGGGAGUGGGGAAAAAAACAGGGCAAGUAAAAAGAACAAAAAAACAGAGGAUUCUUUAAUUUUCUUUCCCUUUCUUCUCUCUCCCUCUCUCACUUUCUUGCGGUUCUCCUACAUGGGUUCUUGCACAGAAAAAGAAGAACCAGCAAAGUGUGUGUGGGUUCAUGGGCCCAUCAUCGUGGGGGCUGGACCAUCUGGUCUAGCAGCCUCUGCUUGUCUCUCUGAACAUGGAGUUCCUUCUGUGAUUCUUGAGCGAAGCAACUGCAUAGCUUCUCUUUGGCAGCACAAGACCUACGACCGUCUCAAACUGCACCUUCCCAAGCAGUUUUGCGCCCUCCCAUUACUAGGUUUCCCUGAACAUUUCCCCAUGUACCCAACAAGGGAUCAGUUCAUCUCAUACAUGGAGUCUUAUGCUGCACACUUCUCAAUCCAGCCAAGGUUCAACCAGUCCGUCCAGAGCGCUGAGUUCGAUUCCAGCUGUGGAUUUUGGAGGGUUAGGACUCAUGACUUGGAGUACAUUUCCCGGUGGCUUAUUGUGGCUACUGGCGAGAAUGCCGAACCGGUGAUACCCGAAAUUGUUGGUAUGGAGCGGUUUCGUGGUCCCAUUGUUCAUACAACAGCGUACAAAUCUGGCUCUGAUUUCGCAAACCAGAGGGUUUUGGUUGUUGGCUGUGGCAAUUCUGGCAUGGAAGUUAGCUUGGACCUCUGCAGACACAGCGCUGUACCUCAUAUGGUUGUGAGAAAUACUGUGCAUGUUUUACCACGAGAAAUGUUUGGCUUCUCAACGUUUGGAAUAAUAAUGGCACUUCUCAGAUGCUUUCCUCUAAAGAUAGUAGACAGACUCCUCCUACUAGCAGCGAAUUUCACCAUCGGAAACACAGACCAGUUAGGCCUCCACCGGCCGAAAACCGGUCCAAUUGAGCUAAAAAACGUUACCGGGAAGACCCCAGUCCUCGACGUGGGAGCAUUAUCUCAAAUUAAAUCCGGUAAAAUAAAGGUGACGGAAGGGGUGAGGGAGAUAACAAGAAAUGGAGCCAAGUUUAUGGAUGGACAAGAAAAGGAGUUCGAUUCUAUAAUCUUAGCAACUGGGUACAAGAGCAAUGUGCCUACUUGGCUCAAGGGCUGUGACUUCUUCACAAAAGACGGCAUGCCCAAAACGCCGUUUCCCAACGGUUGGAAGGGAGAGAACGGAUUGUAUACGGUUGGCUUCACGAGAAGAGGUCUUCUUGGGACCGCCUCGGACGCCGUGAGAAUUGCAAAUGACGUUGCUGAUCAGUGGAGGACAAUCAAGGACUGUAGAACUUAUUGUAAUUCCCAUAUUAUCCUACUGGAAAAUCGUAACAAAAAUUAACUUGUAGUUGUAGAAGAAGUAGAUGACCUAGAUCAGAGAAACAUAAAUUGGGUUGUUUUCGGGGGUUAGGGUUUUAAAAUGGGAUAAAUUUUCUUCGCUUUUUCAGUACUUGUAAAUUUGUCAAUUUUGCUAGGGGGUGUAAAACUGUAAAUCCCCUUAUCUUGUCACGAGG